AUGGAGGAAGGAGUCGAUUCUGGACACGACAAGGGGACCUCAGACACCCUCUGCGACCCGCACCCGCACGACUCCCACGGUGCCACAUCGGGCGGCGGCGCUGCGCAGAGGUUCCCUCUGAAAGUCUUCAGGAGGCGUGACUUCAAAGUGCUGGAGAUAGAAAAGGAGUGGGAUGAUGAGAGGCUCCUUACUGCGCUGAAGAAAACUUACGAUCAGUUGCGGGGGUGGAGGAAGUACUUCGGGCUCAUGAGCGUCGCGUGCGCGCUGGAAUCGUUUAUCUAUCCCCAGCGCGUAGGCACCCGCUGGAUCUCCUCUCACAAGAACAUGCGCAUGUGCUACCUCCUCCGGAACCCCGCCCACCAACGUGGAGAGCGCCAACUGAUGGCUGCACUCACCCAACACGUCGAACUUGGGGUCGAGUUUGUGGAGCGUUGGAAGACCCGCCGCCUUCUAGGAGUUGCGGGCUUUUGCGCCUUCCUCUCGUACGCGACCAUGAUCGGCUGGGGCGUGAAGAGUGGCGACUGGGCCACUGGUUCUCAGAUUGGCCGUAAGUCUCGUUUCGCAGCCUCGCGCAUGUGA
Messenger RNA from Trametes versicolor FP-101664 SS1, 579 nucleotides. RefSeq lists its product as uncharacterized. The transcript has 2 exons. NCBI's taxonomy places the organism in Eukaryota, Fungi, Basidiomycota, Agaricomycetes, Polyporales, Polyporaceae. The record is from RefSeq and is a predicted model, not a curated record. Bases 1 to 579 code for a protein of 192 amino acids.